Suillus fuscotomentosus is the source of this 705-nucleotide messenger RNA. RefSeq lists its product as uncharacterized. The transcript is spliced from 5 exons. The coding region runs from base 1 to 705 and encodes 234 amino acids. Lineage: Eukaryota; Fungi; Basidiomycota; Agaricomycetes; Boletales; Suillaceae. The record is from RefSeq and is a predicted model, not a curated record.
AUGACUUCAACCAAACUUGUACAAGUAUCAGCGAUGAACAGUCUCAAACCUACACCAUCUGAAUCUCUCGAGCUCAAGGACAUCCCACCAAGUCUCUCACAGCCCUCAUUACACUCGGACAUCCAAUCAAAUACAAAUCAUGGAGAAAAAUUGGUGUACUAUGCAUUACCGAACUUGGCUGCCAGUGGGAAGUCAACUUGCUACCAUUCUGGGGUCUCCAGCACACCUCGAGCAUUCAUGAACAGUACUACCACCACUUCCAAUAUCAACCCUUCCACCAUUUGCAUCACGAAUCAUAGAUUUUCCACGAACACUGUCCUGCUGGCAUCAGAAAAAGUUUCGACAACAGAGUCAGACUGUGAAGACAUAAAUGAUGAAGAUACUAACUCUAGUGACAACGGUCAUGAUGAGGAAUUCAAAGCCCAACUUGUGUUGAACGCAACGCGAGCACAGCGAGAUGUUCGCCUUGCGGAGAAGAAACUCGCAGAUUGUAUUCUCAAGGAGAACACUGCACUUGGGGUACUCUAUCAGUUCAAAGCUACAGAAGCUGAGAGAAAGUUAGAGGACGCUGACAUGGACAUUGGCUAUUGUCCCGGUCUUGUGACUGCCUUAUUUGGGUCAUGUCACGACGGUAACUCCAUACGCCCUAACAACGAGGAGGAUUGCGGGCUUAAGGUGUAUGGACAGUGUGGUCCAGACGAUUGA